Messenger RNA from Hyla sarda, 3896 nucleotides. It is a transcript of the gene CLCN4, whose product is annotated as chloride voltage-gated channel 4. The record is from RefSeq and is a predicted model, not a curated record. Gene Ontology annotation, molecular function: voltage-gated chloride channel activity. Bases 267 to 2549 code for a protein of 760 amino acids. The transcript has 13 exons. Gene Ontology annotation, cellular component: synaptic vesicle; early endosome; membrane. Lineage: Eukaryota; Metazoa; Chordata; Amphibia; Anura; Hylidae. Gene Ontology annotation, biological process: chloride transport; transmembrane transport.
ACAUGAUUGCUGCUUCCUCUGCCUGACAUCAUUGCCUGUGCAGCUUUAUUACCUACAGGAAGGAUGCUGUGCUCUUCUAUGGGCCAUGGCUGAGUGAUGGUGCACUGCAGGCUUUGCAGCGCAGUCCAUCGUGAUAUGGGAUCACUGGUCAUGGCAAUGCUGCCGCUCCGCAGGACAGUCUGAUGCAUGUCAGUAUUUUCUGCUUAACCACCAACAAUCGGGAUUAGGAAACAACACUUCGGUUCACCCAGAAGAAAGAAGCCAACAUGGUUAAUACUGGAGAGAUAAAUGGUUCCAGCAACCUGAUGGAUUUCCUUGAUGAACCUAUUCCAGAUGUUGGGACAUAUGAGGAUUUCCACACCAUUGACUGGUUAAGGGAGAAGUCACGGGAUACAGAUAGACAUAGAAAGAUUACCAGUAAAAGCAAGGAAUCUGUUUGGGAAUUCACCAAAGGACUUCUGGACGCCUGGUCAGGAUGGAUUGUCAUGCUUCUUAUUGGACUGCUGGCAGGUACUUUAGCGGGUGUUAUAGACUUGGCCGUGGACUGGAUGACUGACCUUAAAGAGGGAAUAUGUCUUAAUGGGUUCUGGUUUAGCCAUGAACAAUGCUGCUGGACAUCAGAUGAAGCCACCUUUGAUGACCGGGAUAAAUGCCCUCAGUGGCAGAAAUGGUCGGAAUUGAUGAUUGAUAAAUCAGAGGGUGCCAGUGCAUAUAUUUUAAAUUAUUUCCUUUAUACUAUGUGGGCUUUGACCUUCGCCUUCUUGGCUGUUUCUUUGGUUAGAGUCUUUGCUCCUUAUGCAUGUGGCUCUGGAAUCCCUGAGAUAAAAACCAUCCUUAGCGGUUUCAUAAUAAGAGGUUACCUGGGGAAGUGGACGCUCCUGAUCAAAACAGUCACUUUAGUGUUGGUAGUGUCUUCAGGAUUGAGUCUGGGAAAAGAAGGUCCGUCGGUGCAUGUUGCGUGCUGCUGUGGAAACCUAUUCAGCAGCUUGUUGUCCAAAUACAGCAAGAAUGAAGGGAAGAGGAGGGAAGUGCUCUCAGCGGCAGCUGCUGUAGGAGUCUCUGUUGCUUUUGGAGCCCCAAUUGGUGGUGUGCUUUUCAGUUUGGAAGAGGUCAGUUACUAUUUUCCUCUAAAAACCCUGUGGCGUUCCUUUUUUGCUGCUCUUGUGGCCGCGUUUACUCUGAGAUCAAUUAACCCCUUUGGCAACAGUCGUUUGGUUCUCUUUUAUGUGGAAUAUCAUACUCCUUGGUACAUGGCAGAGUUAUUUCCUUUCAUUCUCCUUGGAGUUUUUGGAGGACUUUGGGGAACCCUCUUCAUUCGUUGUAACAUUGCAUGGUGUCGUAGGCGUAAAACCACCAGCCUUGGCAAGUACCCAGUACUGGAAGUUAUUGUGGUCACGGCAAUCACGGCAAUUAUAGCUUACCCGAACCCAUACACACGGAGAAGCACAAGUGAACUCAUCUCGGAGCUUUUCAAUGACUGUGGAGCCCUUGAAUCUUCUCAGCUUUGCGAUUACAUUAAUGAUAUCAAUAUGACCAGACCUGUGGAUGACAUCCCAGAUAGACCAGCUGGUCCGGGAGUGUACACUGCAAUGUGGCAACUGGCUUUAGCUCUUGUUUUUAAAAUUAUAAUAACAAUUUUUACAUUUGGCAUGAAGAUCCCAUCUGGUCUAUUUAUUCCAAGCAUAGCAGUUGGAGCUAUAGCUGGUCGCAUAGUUGGUGUUGGAGUGGAGCAGCUUGCUUAUCACCACCAUGACUGGAUCAUCUUUAGGAACUGGUGCAGACCAGGAGCAGAUUGCGUCACUCCAGGACUUUAUGCUAUGGUGGGAGCUGCUGCUUGUUUAGGUGGCGUUACUAGGAUGACGGUUUCCUUGGUUGUUAUUAUGUUCGAGUUGACGGGUGGUCUGGAGUACAUAGUGCCUUUAAUGGCGGCUGCAGUAACAAGUAAAUGGGUUGCAGAUGCUUUUGGUAAAGAAGGAAUUUAUGAAGCACACAUUCAUUUAAAUGGAUACCCAUUCUUGGAUGUUAAGGAUGAAUUCACCCACAGAACUCUAGCAACAGAUGUCAUGAGACCUCGUCGUGGUGAGCCGCCGCUCUCUGUUCUUACUCAGGACAAUAUGACAGUAGAAGAUGUGGAGACUCUAAUCAAAGACACAGAUUAUAAUGGCUUCCCUGUGGUGGUAUCCAGAGACUCAGAACGUCUCAUAGGCUUCGCCCAGAGGAGGGAACUCAUCAUUGCCAUCAAGAAUGCCAGGCAGAGACAAGAUGGAGUGGUGAGCAACUCGAUUGUAUAUUUCACAGAAGACCCACCAGAGAUUCCGGCUAACAGCCCCCAUACUCUGAAACUGAGACGCAUUCUAAACCUCAGCCCAUUCACCGUCACUGACCACACACCCAUGGAGACUGUGGUGGACAUCUUUAGAAAGCUUGGGCUACGACAAUGUCUUGUCACUCGGAGUGGGAGGCUUCUGGGUAUUAUAACGAAAAAGGAUGUUUUAAGACACAUGGCUCAGAUGGCUAAUCAGGACCCAGAAUCCAUUAUGUUCAACUAGACUGUACACUGUGUGCGAGGAACGUUUUGCAAAAGUGCUGGAUGUGCUUGAAGCUUUUCUCUUAUUAACAAGGCGGUGGAGCAAAAAAGAAGAGACUGUCAUGACUUUGAGAAAAUGCUAUAGGCUUCACUAGAUCUCAAACCAGAUGAACAUAUGAGCAAAAUGUCAAAGCAGAUUCUAAAAAUACAACUAAAUUACACCUUCAGUAAUGGUGGAUGACCACUGCACGUCAUGUAAGAUGCUCCAUUUUGCUUUGAUCACAUUGCAUGUGUGUGAGUGAAUGUAAAUCUAUCUCGAACAUUCUGAGAGUUUCCGAGAAAUUCUUGAAUUGAUACAAACAGAAGAAGAGAAAUAUUUGCUCGAUGUCCAACAACAUUUUUAUACAAUGUGAAAUAUAUUGAAAGAGUGUACCAGACUCUAUAUAUCUUUAGGCGCUAGUCUGUAGUACGGGUGCAUUCACACCACGUUUAUGAGAUCCGGCUGCCUUAUCCAUCUGGGACAUUUCAAAACUGGUUGCUCCUGUAUCCAGGCCGGACCGGCGCUGAAUUUCAUUGUAAAGAAGAUCGGCAUCCAUCUUCAGUGAAGUGCGCACCGGAGGCUCAAUUUGAAUAUUCAUUGCCGCGGGUCACGUGAGUGCUCAGUCGGUGCAGCGCUCACAUGACUCGUGACAAUGAAUAUUCAUAUUGAGCUUGCCUCCAGCGCGCAAUUUACUGAAGAUGGAUGCCGAUCUUCGGAGGGACAGAUCUCUGGAGUGCAGGUAUGUAUUUAACCCAUUAACCCCUCAUCGGUCUCCUGUUCACCCACACUAUAACCCAGUGUAUUGGGUUUAGUGUGGGUGAACAGAUGACUGUUUUCCUUUAAGAGGAUGUUUCUUCCCAAUGAAACUGACAAGUUCCAACAUUUAUUAACGUGUGUAGAAAGCUUUGCUCAUGUUGAUGAUGCAUUGAUUUUUUUGGGGGAAAGGGCAUUUUGUUACAAAUGGUAUGAGGCUUAGGUGUGACAUUAGAUGAAAGCUAUGUCAUUGAAAACAAUAUAAUUUUGCACUAUAAAAUAAAAAUUCAGUGUUCGUAUUUUUGGCUGGAGUGGUCAGCAUUGGUGGUAGUAUAUACCAAGACUCCAGCAUAGGCAUACACAAGUAGGUGCAUACUUUGCAGUAACUCUUUUCCUACAUUUUUAGUUUAUUGAUAUCUGUUAGCUUUUGGUGUUAUUUUAAUGGAGCUAAAUCUCUAAGAAGCUUUUUCUACUCAGGUGUAUGUUUGUACCCUGACACAGUAAUGGUCUAUGGUGGUCUGUGUCUAGUAUAUGAAUUACAACAUCACAAAUAAAGAGGAAACAGUUUGGAAUCUC